AUGCAAGAUAUCGCCUUCUUGUCUGGUGGCCGGGGAAAGGAUAAUGAUUGGAUCAUUACUUUUCCAGAAAAUUGUAAUUUCAGAUGUAUACCAGAAGAAGUGAUAGCAAAAGUGCUGACUUACUUGACAUCUAUUGCAAGGCAAAAUGGAUCUGACUCCCGGUUCACUAUUAUUCUUGAUCGAAGAUUGGAUACAUGGUCUUCUCUCAAAAUUUCUCUUCAGAAAAUCUCAGUUUCCUUUCCUGGGAACUUGCACUUGGUUUUGGUUCUGCGUCCUACUAGUUUUCUUCAACGAACUUUCACAGACCUUGGAUUUCGAUUUAGCCAGGAAGACUUCAUGCUCAAAUUACCAGUGGUUAUGCUGAGCUCAGUUAGUGAUUUGCUGACAUACAUUGAUGACAAGCAAUUAACCCCUGAGUUAGGCGGCACCUUGCAGUACUGCCACAGUGAAUGGAUCAUCUUCAGAAAUGCUAUAGAAAAUUUUGCUCUCACGGUGAAAGAAAUGGCUCAGAUGUUACAGUCCUUUGGAACCGAACUGGCUGAGACAGAACUACCAGAUGAUAUUCCUUCAAUAGAAGAAAUUCUUGCAGUUCGUGCUGAAAGGUAUCACAUGUUAAAGAAUGAUAUUACAGCAGUAACCAAAGAGGGAAAAAUCCUCCUCACAAGUCUGGAAGUGCCUAGCAUUGAAGACGCUGUCGGUUCAAGGCUUGAACACCGUCACCACGUAAACGGUGACUGGCAGACUGUUAAUAAAUUGCUGACUCAAGUACAUGAUAUGGAGAUAGCUUUUGAUGGAUUUUGGGAAAAACACCAAUUAAAAAUGGAGCAGUAUCUGCAACUGUGGAAGUUUGAGCAGGAUUUUCAAGAGCUUGUGAGUGAAGUCGAACUUAUGUUAAACCAACAAGCAGAGUUGGCAGAUGUAACAGGGAACAUAGGUCAAGUAAAACAAAAAAUAAAAAAGUUGGAAAACUUAGAUGAAAAUUCUCAGGAUCUGUUAGCAAAGGCCCGUUUUGUGAUAUUACACGGACACCGACUUGCUGCAAAUCACCAUUAUGCCCUUGAUUUGAUCUGCCAGAGGUGCAAUGAACUACGUUACCUUUCUGAUAUUUUGGUUAAUGAGAUCAAAGCCAAAAGGAUACAGCUCAGCAGGAUCUUCAAAAUGCACAAACUCCUGCAGCAGGCUCGUCAGUGCUGUGAUGAAGGAGAAUGCCUUCUAGCUAAUCAGGAAAUAGAGAAGUUUCAGUCUAAAGAAGAUGCUCAAAAAGCCCUCCGAGACAUUGAAAAUUUUCUUGAGAUGGCUUUGCCCUUUAUAAAUUAUGAUCCUGAUACCCUGCAGUAUGAAUUUGAUGUAAUUCUAUCUCCUGAACUCAAGGUUCAAAUGCAGACUGUACAACUCAAACUUGAACACAUCCGAAGUGUAUUUGAGAACCAACAAGCUGGUUUCAGGAACCUGACGGACAGGCAUGUGAAGCCAGUCCAGUUUGUGGUACCUGCUUCUGACAAUUUGAUGAGAGCUAGAGCAUCGUUUUCACCUAAACAUGUGGGAGUUGGAUACUCUUUCUUUCAAGCAUGUAAACUUUUUUCCCAAGGAAAGAAGACUUGGAGACAAAAUGAGAGCAACUUAAAAAAUGAAGUGGUGCAUGAUUGUCGGGAGAAGAGAAGUUCUGGUCAAUCCUCCAGUUUGGACAAUGACAAUAGCUUGGAUGUUUUACAGAACCAUGUCCUAAAUGAACUGAUACAGACAGAGAGGGUGUAUGUUCGUGAGCUGUUUACUGUUUUGUUGGGCUAUAGAGCGGAGAUGGAUAAUCCUGAGAUGUUUGAUCUUAUGCCACCUCUCCUGAGAAAUAAAAAGGAUAUUCUCUUUGGAAAUAUGGCAGAAAUAUAUGAAUUCCAUAACAACAUUUUCUUGAACAGCCUGGAAAAUUGCAUUGAUGCUCCAGAAAGAGUGGGACCUUGUUUCCUGGAAAGGAAAGAUGAUUUUCAGAUGUAUGCAAAAUACUGUCAGAAUAAACCCAGAUCAGAGGCAAUUUGGAAGAAGUAUUCAGAAUGCGCCUUUUUCCAGGAAUGUCAAAGAAAAUUAAAACACAGACUUGGUCUGGAUUCGUAUUUACUCAAACCUGUGCAACGAAUCACUAAAUAUCAGUUACUGUUAAAGGAGCUACUGAAAUAUAGCAAAGGCUGCCAAGGGUUUGAACAAUUAAAGGAGGCACUUGACACAAUGCUGGAUUUACUGAAGUCAGUUAAUGACUCUAUGCAUCAGAUUGCAAUAAAUGGCUAUAUUGGAAACUUAAAUGAACUGGGCAAGAUGAUAAUGCAGGGCGCAUUCAGUGUUUGGAUCGGACACAAGAAAGGCGCUACAAAAAUGAAGGAUUUUGCUAGAUUCAAACCAAUGCAGCGGCAUCUCUUCUUGUAUGAAAAAGCCAUCGUUUUUUGUAAGAGGCGUGUUGAAAGUGGAGAAGGCUCUGAUAGAUACCCGUCAUACAGUUUUAAGCACUGUUUGAAAAUGGAUGAAGUUGGCAUCACCGAAUAUGUAAAAGGUGAUAACCGCAAGUUUGAAAUCUGGUAUGCUGGCAAGGAAGAAGUUUAUAUUGUCCAGGCUCCGAAUGUAGACGUGAAGAUGACGUGGUUAAAAGAAAUAAGAAGCAUUUUGCUGAAGCAACAGGAACUUAUGACAGUUAAAAAACGAAAGCAACAUAAUCCGUUAACAGAACAGGAUCAGCUUUCUUCUCAGCGGAAUGAUGAAAGGCAGCAUGGAUCUUUUCUGGGUGCCGAGGAAACCGAGCCGGAACCCAGUGGCGCUCUGGUGGAAGUCCGGGAGGCAGGUGCAUCGGUUCCAGCUGAAGCUAACACAGUUUGGACCCAGGUGUCCUCACCUGCAGAAAUCUCUGAAGACCCCGAGGAAUGGUCAAGCAACUAUUUCUACACUUCUUACGAUGACAAUGAAGAAGAAAGGCCCCUAAUGAGGCCUGUGUCAGAGAUGGCUCCUAAUUCGAUGAAGCUAUUCUGUGAAAUGCUUCAGAUUCGGAAAGAGCCCGGAUUUCCUGAGCGCUUUGCUCAGACAGGCCUGCCAGCCGCUGAAACCUGUUUCCUGGCCGCCCCCGGCCCCCAACCCCGGCUGCACCGCUUGGUCGGGAGCACCGCUGCAGUGGGCCUCCCAGCUUCGGGAGUGGCCUGCGGGCUCCCGCGAGCCCCGCGCGCCUUCGCCAGCACAGCGGCAGCGAGCGAGCGGAAAUGGUGCCGGAAUGGCCGUGUGCCCACUGACACUGACAAGUGGCUCUACAAGUCAGGCGUCCCAUCAGGAAGGCCCCCCGUGCCCGCAGCUGGGCUGAAAGCUGGAGUCCGGCGCCCGCAGCUGUGUUCCCCAUGCCCUCCCUCCCCAGUGCCUGCUGCGAGCCGGCGGCUGCAGUGCCAUCCGCCUCGUUCUUUGCCGGCCACUCUGCCUCCCAGACCCCCUGAGGGUCUUGAGUCGGUCCGCCUGUGUGUCAAUGAGAGCGUCCCUGGUAGGAAUUCUGGGCGAUUUGCGGUCCCAGGGUGGAUCCAGACCACUGUCCUCUCCAGGACAGGACACACCGCCUCAUAUGAAAGCCGGGUGACAGUGGAGCAUCGAACUCUGAUGUGUCGUAUUGCCCUCGGACACAUUAUGCUCAGCGUUCUGCUGAAUGGGGUGUUUGCGGUACUUCUCUGUGAAUGA
Callorhinus ursinus (northern fur seal) is the source of this 3690-nucleotide messenger RNA. NCBI's taxonomy places the organism in Eukaryota, Metazoa, Chordata, Mammalia, Carnivora, Otariidae. The record is from RefSeq and is a predicted model, not a curated record.